AUGAGGUGUAGAAAUAGUUGUAAGAGUAGUUGUAGAAGUAGAAAGCUGAAGUUGAUCGACUGCGAACAGCGACGAAUCGUGCCAGCAUUGCCAACGUACGAUUAUUCUGCACUCAGCUAUGUGUGGGGUACUAGCAGAUCUGGCGAUGAUCGGUGUGUCCAUAACGAACUUCCCACGACCCUGCCACGCACUAUCGAAGAUGCCUUGAAGGCCAGCAAACUGCUAGGUCUUCGAUAUAUUUGGAUCGACAGAUACUGCAUCGACCAAGACAACGAUGUUGAGAAACAAAUCCAGAUACAGCAAAUGGACCUCAUAUAUCAAAAUGCGUUCGUGACUAUAGUCGCUGCAGCAGGCACUGAUCCAUAUUUCGGCUUACCUGGCGUUGGCGCUACCCCGAGAACUCCCCAACCAAGUGCCUGGGUUGGAGGACAAUGCCUUGUAUCCACUCUUCCAGACCUGCAGACGCUUAUCAAGGCUUCUAGAUGGUGGCAUCGAGCAUGGACGUAUCAAGAGAGCUUUUUCUCCACCCGACGUAUCGUUUUUACAGAGCAACAAGUCUACUAUGAGUGUCGAGCUGUCCCUGGAAGAUCUGCUCUCGUCUGA
Molecule: messenger RNA, 603 nt
Organism: Alternaria rosae
Lineage: Eukaryota; Fungi; Ascomycota; Dothideomycetes; Pleosporales; Pleosporaceae
Product: heterokaryon incompatibility protein-domain-containing protein
Exons: 3
Coding region: 1-603 (200 amino acids)
Source: RefSeq, a predicted model, not a curated record